CGUUGCUGCCAGCGAAUCUGUCCUAACAUAGCUCACAACGCCGCAGUGAUCUCUUCGCAUAUGAAUCGCAACGUUCGUCUCUCACUGCAUAUUCUGUUCCGUGUCGGUAUUCUCUCCCGGGAGUAGAGAAAAGAACUCGACCUCCAUAGCGACGUUCAUCCGGCUGAUCAACUAUCGCGGACGGGGACAGACGUAGCUUCUUGGAUCAAGUAUUGGAAUGCUGCAGCAAAUAGCAGGACAACGUCGCCAAGUACUGAGGCCGUAACUGACGCCAGAUUACAUUUCAGUCAGCCAUCAAACACAUCCAUGGCGACAUCACCAUCAUCAAGUAGUCCACUAAGGCUAAGCCUGGAAUCAGAGCGCAACUUUGAUCAACUUCCCUGGGAUUCGUCUCCCCUUCGGCAAUCCAUUAGGACCUUGUUGACAAAUGCCGAGACACAAGAACUUUCAAACACGUCCCUUGAUAUUGCGGACCAAAUCGCGCAGGACUGGCUAAAGAUAAGCAGAGAGGAUGCAGACAUCAACCGUUGGCUGCAGGGCUGCGCAUCGAAUCCAAGCAGAACAAACUGCCUUCCUACUACGUCUUCAACCGCGAGUUCAGUAAAUGCAGGGUUUGUAUCAGUUGCGGAACAUGGUCAGACCAUUAAGGAUCAGCCACGUGAUCUGAGCAUCUUCAAGGACUGUCAGUUAACGAACUUACCCGUAACCGACUGCGCAACAACUUCUGAUGCCGCGCUAGAUUCUUCUCCGGCAUCUAGUUUCCUUCACACUGCUAAUGAAGGCACCAUGGUGAAUAUUCUUUCAAACUGCAUUGCAGAUGCACCUUCCUCGGACGCAAAUGUUGCUCUGUCGUUUGACGAAAUGAAGGAAUUCCGUAAAUUGGUUGUAAACACCAGAAGACGUGAAGGCCUCGCCCAACAUCACCUCGCAUCGAUUCUGCGGGAAUCAAACCCUGCGUAUUAUAAUAUUACCUCAAAAACUGUCCUCAGGUUUGAAGGCCAUGACUAUAGUGAACGGCGCAUGUCUUUGUUGUACCCGGUGUUCAAAAGAUGGACAGACGACAGGCACAGACGUGCCAAUCUCCCGCAUCAAACACUUCGAGGCCGGCUUUCAAUUGAACAGUAUGCUAUUCUAAACAAUGAGUUUUCCAAAAACCAACGGCUAGCGGUAGAGAAAGAAAUUGACUUGGCUAGUAGUACAGGCCUUAGUAGAAAAACUAUUCGAAAUUGGUUCACAAAUCGACGGAACAGUGCGAAACUUCGAAACACGCGUCGUCUCAAGCAGAGAGCUGCAGGUAGCAGCGACACAUCGGGAAAUGCCAAACAGAGCUAGAUCAAGAAGAAGAGAGGAUACGUGGAAUGGCUCUAUGUCCGAAUGACCCUGUGUGUGCAUUUGCGGCGUUUUGUUCCUUAAAGUAGUGAAUACUAUCUUACGCGUUCAUCUGUCUUCGUGUGAACAUACGUCCGCGAGAUGUGCAGAAACUCUGAUAAAAAAUGUAUCCAUGAUAGAUGAGGAUUAGAUCACUGAGAUCGAAGUUGUCGCUAAAUUUGUGACAAAGUCAAAUCACAGAAUUAUAGACAUUCUUACUCGUGUGGUGCUUUUGGAUUGUUUUACUUGUUGUGAAUGUGUUGUGGCGCUGUUUGUGUCUGUCUUUGUGUUGUGUUAGUCAAGAGUUGUCUGAUCUCUGGCGCUCCACACGUUUGAAAUGCAUAUCAUGUUAUGCUACUGUAACACUUUGUGUCCAAAUCAAACCCAAGUCAUCAACCAUCACAGUAUUGGAUUGGAUUGGAUUGGUUUAUUUAGAGUCGAAGAACAAACAGGCAGUGUUGCCUUAUUACAUGAGAUCGAUUAUUGAACAUCCAGAUGAUGUCAUGAAAGCAAAUCGGGAUUUACUCGCCGCCUUUCAUUCGCCAUCUUGCAAUUGGCGCCUCAACUAGAAAAACAAGAAAUUUAUAAAUAACCUACGUGGAGAUAAUAAUUUUAAUAUAGCUAUGAAUAGGAUGAAGGCCGCAGACAUCACGCAACUACGUUACUUGUUUGACAUGUAUUACAUGUACUGUGUAUUUUAUAACAAAAAUAUUAUUGAAAACCCAGAAUCGAUU
This is a messenger RNA of Sycon ciliatum, 2102 nucleotides long. Its product is annotated as POU domain, class 5, transcription factor 1.2-like. The transcript has a single exon. Lineage: Eukaryota; Metazoa; Porifera; Calcarea; Leucosolenida; Sycettidae. The record is from RefSeq and is a predicted model, not a curated record. Gene Ontology annotation, molecular function: DNA-binding transcription factor activity, RNA polymerase II-specific; DNA binding. Bases 307 to 1332 code for a protein of 341 amino acids. Gene Ontology annotation, biological process: regulation of DNA-templated transcription.